AUGGCACCUGCCAUAACCGACUUUACAGGUUGCCUGGACAGCCAGCAGGAGGAGUCACUCACGGAGGAGGACAUCAUGUUGGGGAAGUGCGAGCCUCAUACGGGGCCGCGGCCCCUGCGCGAUGGCGCCCCCGAGCGCCGGGCUCAGGCCGAGGCUUCCCGCAGCCAGGAGGAGGCCCAGGCGGUGGACCAGGAGCUGUUCAACGAGUACCAGUUCAGCGUGGACCAGCUCAUGGAGCUGGCCGGGCUGAGCUGUGCCGCGGCCAUCGGCAAGGCCUAUCCCCCCACGUCCAUGUCCAGGAGCCCUCCCACUGUCCUGGUCAUCUGCGGCCCCGGCAAUAAUGGAGGCGAUGGCCUGGUCUGUGCUCGACACCUCAAGCUCUUUGGCUACCAGCCAACCAUCUACUACCCCAAAAGGUCCAACAAGCCACUCUUCACCGCGCUGGUGACCCAGUGCCAGAAAAUGGACAUCCCUUUCCUCAGCGACCUGCCCUUGGAGCCCAUGCUGAUUGAUGAGCUCUAUGAGCUGGUCGUGGAUGCCAUCUUUGGCUUCAGCUUCAAAGGGGAUGUUCGGGAGCCAUUCCAGAGCAUCCUGAAGGUCCUGGGUGGAGUCACUGUGCCCAUUGCCAGCAUCGACAUUCCCUCAGGAUGGGAUGUGGAGAAGGGAAACGCAGAAGGGCUCCAGCCAGACUUGCUCAUCUCCCUCACGGCCCCCAAGAAGUCUGCUGCCCACUUUACGGGUCGCUACCACUAUCUGGGGGGCCGUUUUGUGCCGCCUGCUCUGGAAAAGAAGUAUCAGUUGAACCUGCCCUCUUACCCAGACACUGAGUGUGUCUACCGUCUGCAGUGAGGGCAGGUGGGUGGGUGUGCCUCCCAAUAAAGACGUAGUGCCUU
Messenger RNA from Echinops telfairi (small Madagascar hedgehog), 893 nucleotides. RefSeq names its product NAD(P)HX epimerase (gene NAXE). NCBI's taxonomy places the organism in Eukaryota, Metazoa, Chordata, Mammalia, Afrosoricida, Tenrecidae. The transcript is spliced from 7 exons. Bases 1 to 849 code for a protein of 282 amino acids. Gene Ontology annotation, molecular function: NAD(P)HX epimerase activity. The record is from RefSeq and is a predicted model, not a curated record. Gene Ontology annotation, cellular component: mitochondrion.